UGCGAAUGUCAGCUGAUGUUUUGAUCAUUUUUAUUUUGUUGCGAAAACUGAAAUUAUUGUAGUAAAUAGCUCGUGAAAUACAGUUUCUGUUAGUUUUAAUUAUUUUGUAUCAUUCAUGGCCCGAACAAAGGCUUCAGUGGGUGCUAAAGUUGCAUCUGGGAAAAGCAGCAAGGCUCGAUGCAGCGUAGCGCCAGUGGCUAGCAGCGGUGGUGGUUCUGGAAGCGGUGAUAAAGCUUCCCGAAGCGGCUCUGGCGGCGGUAACUCCGUCUGCCACCGAGAGACUCCAAAGUGGCAGAAACCAAUCACAAACUUCUUUAUUUGCAAAGAUAACAGUCGCACUAAAAACGAUUCCGAUACCGAAGAAUGUGACGAAGCUGCUGCCGGCAGUUCGAAGCCAAAACCUAAACGUAAGGUAAUAGAAUCAGAGGACGAAGAUGAAACCGAAAGGCCAACUAACAAUGUUCUGGAUGAAACAAUCGAAUUGGAGCCGUUAACAGGUGAAGACAGCCACAAGAUUGAUGAGUAUUACAACAAAAAUUCAAAAGGAAAAGGCGUAGGGAAGAAAACUAAAGGCAAAGAGAAUAUCGAUGCUAACUCUGAAAAAAGAAACUCGGUGAAAAGGGAUCUCGAAGAAUUGACGCUGGAAGAGGAAAGCUUACCGGCCACAAAGAAGAUGAAAGUGAAUUGAUCUGACAAACGUACCUCUUAGUCGUAAGUAUUGUUUAAACCACUGUUGAUACCAACAAUUUUGUUGUAUGUUACUUGGGUUACAAAUCAUUUAUGUCCGUUUUCACCAUCUCUAAUUUUUAAGUGACCCCUGUGAAAAUUACCACCAUAAUAUCAGAGUAAAUACAAAUGAGUAGGUUAUCUUCAUAGAAACGCACUGAGCGCGGUUUGUAUGUGAGCGCGCCAAUACGCAUGCGGCGCGCACGCACACACUGACAAAAUUUAGCGUGGAUUAGCGGGGCGGGGAGUUGCGCCGAAUUUGGUCAGUGUGUGCGUGCGCGCGGCAUACGUAUUAUUGGCGCGCUCACAUUCAAGCCGCGCUCGGUUCGUUUCUAUGAAGAUAACCUACUCAUUUGUAUUUACUCUGAUAAUAUAUAAAAAUUAGAGAUUGACGGUGAAAAAGGCAUGAGACCUGUAAAUAUACCUUAGUUCUAAGUAAAAAGUUGAUGGGCGAAUUUUUAAUCAGCUUACUUGAAGAUUACUAUGGAU
Molecule: messenger RNA, 1215 nt
Organism: Ostrinia nubilalis (European corn borer)
Lineage: Eukaryota; Metazoa; Arthropoda; Insecta; Lepidoptera; Crambidae
Product: PCNA-associated factor-like
Exons: 4
Coding region: 116-688 (190 amino acids)
Biological process (GO): translesion synthesis; regulation of cell cycle
Cellular component (GO): nucleus
Molecular function (GO): chromatin binding
Source: RefSeq, a predicted model, not a curated record